This is a messenger RNA of Acanthosepion pharaonis, 1746 nucleotides long. The record is from the annotation of a GenBank genome assembly. Lineage: Eukaryota; Metazoa; Mollusca; Cephalopoda; Sepiida; Sepiidae.
AUGGAAACUCCUUUGAAAAACAACUUUGAAUUCAAGUCGAAGAGAUCUGUUUUGAAGAAGUCCAAACUGUUUUACAAAUUAAAAACUGAAAUAUUGGAAGAUAUUCUGCGAAAUUGUGAUUUUGUUUCAAAAAAGCCAGAUGAUAUUAUAAUUCUUCAAGGAGAACAAGGCAAUUGUUUUUAUAUAAUUUUAAGAGGAAAAGUGACAAUUUAUAAUCUGAGCAAAGGAGAUGAGGAGAAUAUUACACAAUUGACACGUGAUGAAUUGAAAUCAGAUAAUCAAUUGGACCGAACCAAGCUUGGAAAUUUUGUUUGCCACUUGACCACAGGCGAUCCCUUUGGGGAAGUAGCUCUCUUGUCAAAAGAUUGUAUUCGCACAGCAAGUGUAGUAGCAGAAGAGAAUAUUGACCUAAUGGUUGUAGAGAAAUCCUUAUAUGAACGUUCAGUUCGGGAUGUACUGACCAAAGAAUUCCAGCAAAAAAUAGCAUUCAUCUGUGCAAACCCUUUAUUUCGUGACUGGCCCCAUAAAUAUCGACAUCAACUUGCCAUGGCUGUCUACAAGAUUGUUCUUGCUUACAAUGAAGAACUCAUUGCUCAGGGAGAAGCCACAACCUGCAUCUAUUUUGUACUCAAAGGACAACUUGAAAUUCUGUGCAAUCCAAAACAGCAUGUGUCCCAGUACCCCAAACUGGUGUUACCUGAAAUUACAGACACAAGAUCUAAAAUUUUGAAGAAGCACAAUAUAAAAACAAGAUACAAAGCAACAUUUUCAGAUCAUCAACUGUUUUGUUAUGAAAAUGGUAUCAGCAAAGUUCGCAACUUGAGGUCAAGAAUGAGAAAAGAUACUCCAAAUGUUUUGCGUCUUUAUUAUCUGGGAGUGAAUGAAAUGAUAGGAGAUACUGAAGUCUUAAUGGGUCUUGAUACAUACCUACAAACAGCACUAAGUACUGAGUAUACAGAAUUACUGGUUCUGGAGAUGAAACAUUAUGAACGUUUAUUUCUGCGUCAUCAUCAACAGACAGUAUUGGCCAUGCGUCGUUUACUGGAUUUAAAAUACAGCAGGCGGCUGUUGAUGCAUGACUGUGAACAACUAGUUCCUCUGCUGUCAUAUUUGGGUGAAAAACUUAAAGUGUCAUGUAAGAAACAGCACCACAAUAGCAAAGCAACCUAUCAAUCUUCCAGUUCCAAAAUGGAAGAUUUAGUCACAAUGUCAGCUGAAAUCAAAGAUAUUGAAAGUGUUCAGAAAAAGUUUCUCCAGCACCAAGGACCAAUAAUUGAUAUGUAUGCACCAGGAAGUGUUUUCUGUUUAAUCAGAUUGAGAGAAAAACAACAACAGAAAGUAAAAUCAAGGAAAGCAAAAUAUGAACCAAGCUGGAUGGUACCAACAUCUUCACACGAUGAUAUCUCAACUAAAGAAAAACCAACACUGAAAUUACAGCUUGAAUCAGGAUCAGUGACUUAUGAGGUAGAAAAAUCAUCAGAGAAACGAAAUGACAAACGAAAUUAUUGUGAACUUCAGAAACUAGAAGACUCCAUCAAAACAUGGCUGCAGUGUGACAAAGCAAGCAAUACAGUGAGAAUUGCACAGCUAAGAAGAUUGGAUCCUCAGUCAAUGAAAUUGAAGCCAAAACCAGGAUAUAAAAUGUAUGUUCGGCAUCAAAAAACAAGUAGAAACAUUUAUGAUUUUGAUAUGGAUGAAACAGAUGAACAGAAGUUAGAGAAAUGGAGGUUUUUACUGACAUAUUAG